Messenger RNA from Solenopsis invicta (red fire ant), 1551 nucleotides. Its product is annotated as putative deoxyribonuclease TATDN1. The coding region runs from base 349 to 1272 and encodes 307 amino acids. Gene Ontology annotation, cellular component: cytosol. The transcript has 5 exons. Lineage: Eukaryota; Metazoa; Arthropoda; Insecta; Hymenoptera; Formicidae. Gene Ontology annotation, molecular function: 3'-5'-DNA exonuclease activity. The record is from RefSeq and is a predicted model, not a curated record.
AGCAAAAAGUUGCAUAAGUUUUAAGUGCAGCUACAGAUUCCAUCUAUACAUCAGUUCCCCUUCUGUUAUUCUAAUCGUGCGUGUCUGUAUAUUUAUUUUUAAACGUAUAUCUAAGAUCAGGGUUCAGCAGUUAGACUAGCGGUUGUUACAUGGGCUGAUCGAUGGCGUGUGGUAAUGAGGAUAGCGUCGAGACGAUCACCACUGCGCAUGAAGGCGCAACGUCAGUCCUCCAUCCAUGUGUCGAUUCAGCCGGGCCGGUCGAAAACGGACACCUGCUAGCUAACCUCUCUGUCUAUCCUCGGUCGGAUAUUCGCACGAACGACCCUCUCUUGCCUAGGAACGCAUUUCAUGCUCGCAGCUAGAAUGUCCAAUUUGCGGAAAUUCAUAGACAUUGGAGCCAAUUUAACGGAUUCCAUGUACCAAGGGAUUUAUCACGGGUCCCAGAAGCACCAGCCGGAUUUAGACAAGGUUUUAGAGCGGAGUUGGAAGAACAAUCUCUCAAAGAUCAUCAUUACGGCUGGCAACGUAGAAGAUAGCAAGAAGGCUCUCGAAAUAGCGAGAACCGAUGACAGGCUGUAUUCGACAGUCGGUUGCCAUCCGACGCGUUGCAAUGAAUUCGAGGAAUGCAGCAAUCCAGAGGAGUACCUCAAGUCGCUGUCAGACCUGGCGUUACAUAACAAGGACAAGAUUGUCGCGAUCGGCGAGAUGGGCUUGGACUACGACAGGCUGAAUUUCUGUCCUAAGGAGAUCCAGAAGAAGUAUUUUGAGUUGCAAUUGUCGUUGUGCUCGACGUUAAAGCUACCAAUGUUCCUACACUGCCGCAACGCCAGCGACGACUUUGUACGAAUCCUGAGGAAGCACAAAAACGAAUUGACGCCGGGCGUCGUGCACUCCUUCGAUGGCAAUCCGGAGGAUGCAAAUUCCAUAUUACAAUUAGGCUUGUACAUCGGCGUCAAUGGAUGCUCAUUAAAAACAGAAGAAAAUCUUUUCGCGAUCACUACCAUUCCCUCGGAUAGGCUCAUGAUAGAGACCGAUUGCCCGUGGUGCGAGAUUAGGCCGACGCACGCGUCCGCGAAUGAUGUUAUUACGCACUUUCCGUCUGUGAAGAAAGAAAAGUGGCAAGCGGAUCAGAUGGUGAAAGGACGAAAUGAACCCUGCACAAUAGUUCAAAUAUUGGAAGUCCUAGCACGGAUCAGAGACGAAGAGGAGGAGUACCUGUGCAAUCAAAUUUAUAAGAAUACAAUGAAGCUCUUUUUCCCGUACGAAUUAUAGUGUGCAAGUAUUCAACGCUGCAAAAAAUAAGCGAACUUGGAGUGCGUUGAUGAAACACGCAUUCAUGAAAUUAAUGGACGCUUUUUAUCAGGGAUAAAAGCUGUGAACGUGUGCGCGCGGAAUAGAACGGAGAAAUGAAAAGAAUAAGACACGCUGCUGAAACUCUAUUGAAGGGAGGAAAUGAAGACACUCAUUUUUACAUACGUGGCUUUAUGGAAGUGGCCAAUGUCACUAUCCACACAGAUCUCUCUUCCCAUGUAAAACUUUAAUAUAUUCUUG